GAAAUCUCUCUCUCUCUCUCUCUCUCUCUCUCUCUCUCUGUGGCAUACAGCCCGUCAGCCGAUCAAAAUCUCCCAUCGCAAGCCUUCAUCUCCCAUCUCUUUCCAUCGAUUUUCAUAUUUCCUUCUUCCAUCUUCCAUUCGCAGCCGUCCGAUCGUCUUUCCGCGAUGGAAACGCCUUCCUCAACCAGGCCGGUCACAAGAUCCCAGACCUUGACUGCAACAAGCAACAUACCCAAUUCGAGGAAGAAGGAAGAAUCUGAGAAGGUUUUUUCAAGAUCAAGAAAAGGGAAAUGCGAUCGGUCGGCACUUUUCGACAUCACGAAUGAUUCACCAAUCAUAGGGAUUGCGAUGGGAAGCUUGAAAACACCCAAUUCAGUGGCAAAGAACAGCUGUGAAGCCAAACAGACACCAGGAUCGGGUGAGGUGCUGUUACGUGGCCAGGUUAAAACCCUCUUGCAGAUGGUUGAGGAAGAGGCAGAGAUUUCGAAACUUUCUUUCGAUGCACCCCCGUUCCCCCCUUUCGAAGGCUUAUUGAAUUCGCCCAUGGGUAUUCUCGCUCCAACACCAGCCAACACGCCGCUCAUUUCGAAUCUUUUGGAUCGUGGAGAUGCUAAUGUGUCGCAGAUCGUCACAAUGCCGGUGGCCCAUGAAAAUUCCAAUAUAACAGAGAUUGAUCAUCUGAUCGACGGUUCAAAACAAGAAAGUCACAAAUCUCAGGAGAGCCUGAUCACUCUGGCAUUACAGUUUGACUCACCGGGCAAAUCCGAAAAACCGCUCGAUAAAGACGAAGAGGCUUCUGCCUGGUCUGUUGAGGCCAGUAUGAAUUCGAAAGGAGAAGGAGAAGAAGAUUACGAAGGAGGAGAAGUAGAGGGAGAUUCGAUCAAUGAAUUAUGCCAAGGGCUGAGAUUAAUGUGCGUCAAGGAGAAGAAAGGAUUGCCUGAGUUUGUGGGCCGGCACACUCGGUUCAUCUACAAUGGUGAUGGUGAGAUGGAAGGAGAGGAGGUGGUUGUAGGUCUGUCUGUAUCGCCGAGCGUUUUACGGUUGAAGGGUAUGCCAUUGCCAGAAGGGAAGCAUCUUCGCUUUCCUGAAGGAGAGGAUUGAAUGGAAUUUUCUCUCAAGUUCUGAAUUUUUUGAAGAUUUGAGGUUGUCUUUCUUGACACCAUUUUCAGUUCUGUUUUUGGGCGUUUAGGGCAUUUUGUUUCGGUGAGUUUUAUCUCUUUUGAAUUUUAAUUCUAAUUCUCAAACAAGUCGAAUCUGCAUAUUCUGAAGGGAGAGGAUUGAAGGGCUUUCUCUGAAGUUCUGAAAUUUUUGAACAUCUGAGGUUGUCUUUCUUGACACCAUUUUCAAUUCUGUUUUUGAGCGUUUGGGGCC
Molecule: messenger RNA, 1371 nt
Organism: Magnolia sinica
Lineage: Eukaryota; Viridiplantae; Streptophyta; Magnoliopsida; Magnoliales; Magnoliaceae
Exons: 4
Coding region: 166-1101 (311 amino acids)
Source: RefSeq, a predicted model, not a curated record